This is a messenger RNA of Apus apus (common swift), 6284 nucleotides long. RefSeq names its product transmembrane serine protease 7 (gene TMPRSS7). Gene Ontology annotation, cellular component: plasma membrane. The coding region runs from base 3745 to 6225 and encodes 826 amino acids. The transcript has 20 exons. Gene Ontology annotation, biological process: proteolysis. The record is from RefSeq and is a predicted model, not a curated record. NCBI's taxonomy places the organism in Eukaryota, Metazoa, Chordata, Aves, Apodiformes, Apodidae. Gene Ontology annotation, molecular function: protein binding; serine-type endopeptidase activity.
CAUCGUUGAAGGACCAGGUCAGCAGCUGAAGUGUGUUCUGCAGAGAGGAGCACAGACACAUUCCCCAGUAAAAGUGCUUUGACUUGGCUUGUCAAACUCAGCUCAGGCCUGAACCUAUCCAACCACACAUGACUGAGUACUCUGGUAGAUGGAGUUUGCACAUCAGUGUAUCUCAUCACCUGAAAAGCUACAAACAUUGUUUUUGCUUGGCCAAAGUGCUGCCAGGACUUGGCUUCCAUAGAGUGUGUGAUCAUUGGCUUGAGAGCUAGCUCAGCUGGGUCAAUCCCAUUAUUGUAGAAACUCUAUCCUUUGGUAUAUGUUAUUUUAUUUUGAAAUGCAGCAAGUUUCCCAGUGCUGUGAUUCUCCUAACAAGCCAUAUUUAAUCUGUAGUAUGAUUCAUAUGUGCUGUGUCAAUAUUGCUUGUCCUGCUCCCUGCCAUACAUAGCUGUUCAGCUUCACAUAAGCAAGACAGAAAUUGAGGGUAAAAUUAGCUAGUGGUGCCGUUUAGACGUGUGUGGUGCAACACCAUAAACGGAUGAAAUAGCAGGGCUUGCCUGUCCUUAAAAUGCCACAGACUGAUAAAUGGAUGCUGUGCCCAAAGAAUGUGCUCACUUAGCUCUUUUAUUUUAAUUUAAAUUGAUGGGGGUACAAAUAACUAAGCUGUUCUCAGUCUGAACAGGCAAGGCAAAAUAGCUCUAUUAGCUCUCAGGGAAGCUGCUAUGCAGGGCAGUCAGCUGCUUCUUUUCAGAUGAUGUGUUCUGUCAAUGACAGUUAUGUCUCAUCUUUGGAUCUUUGAAGACAGCUCAAUUGCCUGUAAAUUCCAAGAUUAUUUUGUCCAUCAGAAACCGUUUUGUUACAUCGAAGGCCUCUACUGCAUAGUCAAGAGUCAGGAAUCAGAAAUUAAGUAACAGCUAAAGGAGAAAAAAAGCAAAUAUAAAUUCAAAGCUGCAUCUCCAAACGACAAAGAUCUUGAAAGCAAGCAACAUGGUGUUCAUUCAGUGGAGGAGGAGAAAGAGGUUCAAAGUUGAUAUGAUGACCUGUGCUUUACCUGAAUUUUGAUUAAAGAAAAACAGCAAUAUGCUAGAGAAUUCUUGUAGCUGACCUGGAAUCACUGGUAUCUAUCGGGGCAACUAGGGUGAGUAAUCUUACGGUUUACAUUGGCUUUGAAUUUUUUUUAAUUUUUAGACUUCUUUUACGCAAGGAACCUGCAACUAAUGAAACAAAAGGAAACAGCAGUGUUCGCUUUCGUAAGAUUCUUUUAUUUCUAAUGUGGUUGAUGUUUUAUUUCAGUCUGUUAAGCUCUUUGUUCUUAGCUUUACUUGAAAACAGAAUGCACUUAUCCUGAAAAAAAUCUCAAACCCUAAUUUUGCUGUUUAAAAGUAAGAACCAGAUACUGCGUCAUUGUUGUGGGUUAUCUGUCGCUAUCAGACAAACGCCCACCCAGCUGCGCAGUCCUGCCCUCCCCUCUUCAGCAGAAUUGGGGGAGAAAAUGGGAAGAACAGGAGAGAAAAAUAACAGUUUGAGAUGAAGACAGGGAGGGUAUUUGCCAACUACUGUCACAGUCAAAACAGACUCAGCUUGGGGAAAACUGACUUAAUUUAUUGCCAAAAAAACCCCAAAAUGUAACUAUUAACCUGGGUAAUGGGAAAUAAAAAAGCAAACAAACAUGGAAACAAUACUGUUCCUUCCCCCUUUCCCAGGCUCGAGUUUAUUUCUUCACUCACCUCCCAAGCCCUGAACAGCACAGUAGGGAUGGGGGUGUGGUCAGUGUUCAAUUGUUUUUAUCUGCUGCUUCUUCUUUCUCACUCUUUUUCUCUGCUCCAGCAUUGACUUUCCAUGGGCUGCAGUUCUUCAGUAAUAUUCAUCUGCUCCAGCAUAGUCUCCUACAGGGGUUGCAGGAAGGAUCUGCACCUGGAGGACUUUCUGCUCUUCCUACUUCUCCAUAAUUCUACUUGUUUACUUCAUUUAUUAAUUUCAGACAAAUGGUCCCAUAUACACCUUAGUUCUGUGAAAGAUGCAUAAUAAUAUAAUUUGCCUCAAUGAAGGAACAGAAAUAACUUCCACCUAGGUCUUUCUGUACAAUCUAAAGAAAAUGGCAUGUAAUUUCCUUAACCGGUUUAAAGCAUAGGUUUAGUGCUACAGUUUUUUAUUAAUUCUUUUUGCUGCUUAAGUAACAAACACCAUGAUUAUUUUUAUCUUCUCAGGAAAAGAUGUGAAGCUAAAUGGCUGAAGAAGAGUGAAGUCUGGAGGUUAUAACUGUGCUUCCUUAGAGCAUAAAAUACACAUGCAAAAUACUUUGAUACUGACAAAUAGAAAAUAUUUUUAUGUACAAUGCUCUUCUAAUCUACGGACCAGCUUCUGAAUACUAUUUUGUAUCAUAGGAACUCCCUGAGCACAGGAUAGAGGAAGAUUUUUGGGAAUUGCAAAAGCACCCUUAAGAGACAACAGUAGUCUCCAAAAAAUUCUUAUUGAAAAAAAGGUGGGAGUUUGGAGCAAAUAUAAGUAGUAAUAUGGAAUAAAUUAAUAUAUUUACCUAUGCUACUAAAGCAUUAAUGAGGUCUAGAGCUUCAUAUGUUUAAAAUAUGUUACAGUUCUAGAAUAAGUAACAAAAAAUGACUGAGGAUGUAAAUACUGUGCUUCAGAGCAUAAGCCGUAGACUAACGCACAGACAAGAAAUAUUUUUGUUUACAAGUACGAUAUAAAGCUACAGGAUUUUUUGGCUUAUAGUUUAAGUUAUCUAUUGCUGGUCACACAGGCAGAGAAUAGUUCAUGCCUGAAGUUCUACUGUUACGAGGUCUGACUACAUCUUUUCUAUGCUAUACUUCUACAUUACUGUGUUGCUCGUUGUUUUACGAUUGCUUGUCUAGGUUUUAUAUCUUCAAUGAUAAAUUAACAGAUGGUUGUGUUGUUUUUUUUUAAAUAAAAAGUUGGCAUUUCUCCAGUGCUGUUUCUUAAGAUGACCCUAGGAAGGCAUUGAGAUUGUUAAUCACUUAAAAGUAAAGACAGGUCUAUAGUUAGCAUCCAUUGAGGAAAGUACUGGUUUACAUCCUCUAUAAAUAUUUAAUUACCAAAGAAAAUAGGAUGGAACUGUUAUGGUACGAGUGACUUCCUGCAUCUGAUUACAAAAAAGAUUCUCAGUUUGAAGCCUGAUCUGUAUUAGCAACACAAAACAUAUUGUUUGGAGGAGUUAAUUUCUCCAUUACAGUAAAAUAAGCAAAUCUGAGUGUUCAAAAGAUACAUUACAAAAUUCUAGAAAAGAGUCAAAAUGCUCUUCUUUGUUUGCAGUUGUUAUCUGCAAUUUGCAACACUCCUGCUUGAGGCACACUGAUUUUCCUUCUUUUAGUUGCACGAUUUUCCUCUCAUAUAUACAUUUUACCUACUACUUUUCUGGUUCAUACAACUAAUUUUGAGAAAUUACAGUGAUGUAUAGAUUUUUUUCAUUGUGGUUUUGUGUUCUAACAAGUUGGGGUCUAUUUCAUUUUUAAAAGACUAUGAAAAGCCUAUUUUAUUCAGUCUGAAUUUGAUGUCUAAUUGAUGUUAUGUGAUAGUGUCCUUCUAAUAUUCACAAAGGAGCAAUAGGGCAGAUGAAGUUACAAUUGGAAACUCAUCAAAGUAAAUUGAUGCCUCUUUUGGUCCUGGACACUGCUGUUAACUGUCUUCACCUUCAGAAGUAGCAGUGGUGACCGAGAAAACACGCAAGACUCUUUUUCAUCUCGGACAGGCAAUAAAAUUAAUUCUGCUGGAAUGGAUGAAAAAAAUGAUCAGCCAGCAGCUAAACCUGAAGAUGAACAAAGUGUAGCCAACAUCUCAGUUCAAAUGGUAACUGCAGAAGAUAAGUUGGCAAAGAGGAUUCUGGCAAGGAAAAAGCAUGGCAAACUGAAAUUGAAGAAAAAAGAUAAGUUGCUGUGGAAUUUUCAAAACAAAAUCAUUCUCUUUACCCUCAUUCUGUUCAUUUUAGGAGUAGUAACCUGGACAUUGCUGUGGCUCUUCAUUGUUCAGACAGAAAACAAAGAUGCAUUGUAUUUUGUUGGACUGUUUCGUGUUGCCAACAUAGAAUUUCUCCCAGAAUAUAGGCAGAAGGAGUCAAAAGAAUUCCUGUCCAUGGCACAGAAUGUGCAGCAUGUGAUGAACUUGGUCUACACAACUUCCUCUUUCUCCAAAUUUUACAAGCAAUCCACAGUUUCUGAAGUCAGUUACAACAACAACGGAGGCCUUCUUAUUCAUUUCUGGAUUGUAUUUGUGGUACCGCAGGCCAAAGGGCAAGUGCUGUGUGAGGAUUGUGUGGCUGCCAUUCUAAAGGAUUCCAUUCAGACAAGUGUUGUUAACCGGACUUCGGUGGGAAGUCUUCAGGGCCUUGCAGUCGACAUGGAUUCCAUUGUACUAAGUGCAGGUCUUCGGUCAGAUUAUUGGUCAACAACGGGAACAGGAAUAGAUUGUAUGUAUGAUCUGUAUGCUGACCGCCUACAUGAACAGUUUCCACUGGAUAUCCAUGGGGGAACGAUCUGCUAUUUCAAGCUGAUUGCAUCCGUGGGCCAUCUUAUUCGUCUUUCAAUAGCAUCCCUUCAGAUUGAAGCAGAUAACUGCAUCACUGACUCACUGACCAUUUAUGACUCUCUGAUGCCAAUCAAACAUAAGAUACUAUACCAAGCUUGUGAACCAGGUGAUUCAUUGGUGUCACUCGUGUCCACAAACAAUCUCAUGCUGGUAAUGUUUAAGGCAGCACAAAUAAAGGAACAGAAGGAAUUCCAUGGCUAUUUUGAGGUUAUUACACAAGAAAGGUGUGGAAAAACAAUAGUGACAAAAGAGACAAUUGGCUAUGAAGGGAAAAUCACAAGUCCCUAUUACCCAAGCUAUUACCCUCCAAACUGUCUUUGUGCAUGGAACUUCCAGACUCCACAGAAGAGCCUGGGUAUAGCUCUGAAGUUUCAUAACUAUACCAUCAGUGAGAAGAAUAUUAAAGGCUGUGAGCGAGGAUGGUGGAAAAUUAAUGAACACAUGUACUGCGGUUACUAUGUGGAUCAUCAAACAGUCUUCCACGUUGCGAGUUCUGCUGUCAACGUUGAACUUCAGUGCAGUUCGAAGGUCUCAGAGAGGCCACUUCUGGUGGAGUAUGGCAGCUAUAACAUCAGCCAGCCAUGUCCACCUGGGCAUUUCAAGUGUUCAACUGGCUUAUGUAUCCAGCAGAUGCAACGCUGUGAUGGGAUAAACAACUGCUUUGAUGGAAGUGAUGAACUAUUUUGUGUUGUCCCUGAGUGGAACUGUAACUCCAGCUUCACAAUACAGGAUAACCCGCUUACCUGCAAUGGAGUAAGUGACUGUGAAAAUGGAAAAGAUGAGCAGAACUGCACUCUCAGUAUUCCUUGCACCGACCAAACAUUUAAGUGCAGGAAUAACAUUUGCAUUUGGAAACAAAACGCAAAGUGUGAUGGGACUGUGGACUGUAUUGAUGGAAGUGAUGAAAGCAGCUGCAGUUGUGGCAGCAGCAAGAGCAGCAAUCCCAUCUCUCGGAUUGUAGGCGGUACAAACACUGAGGAAGGGGAAUGGCCCUGGCAGGUCAGCCUCCAUUUUGUGGGAGCUGCUUACUGCGGAGCAUCAGUGAUAUCAAAAGAAUGGCUUCUGUCUGCAGCUCACUGCUUUCAAGGGAGCAAGCUGGCUGACCCCAGAGCAUGGCGUGCUCACCUGGGAAUGCAAACUCAAGGCCGUGCAAAGUUUGUAUCUGCGGUGAGACGGAUCGUUGUCCAUGAAUACUACAACAGCAGGAACUAUGACUACGACAUUGCACUGCUGCAGUUGAGCAAACCAUGGCCAGACACGAUGAGCCAUGUUAUCCAGCCCAUCUGCGUGCCUCCCUUUUCACACAAAGUCCGUAGUGGUGACAAGUGCUGGAUAACAGGUUGGGGACAAAGGCAGGAAGCAGAUUAUGAAGGUUCAGCAGUUCUUCAGAAAGCAGAGGUAGAAAUUAUUGACCAAACAACAUGUCAUUCCACAUACGGGAUUAUUACAGCUAGGAUGUUUUGUGCUGGACUAAUGUCUGGGAAAAGAGAUGGAUGCAAAGGUGAUUCUGGUGGACCAUUGUCAUGUCAAAGAAACAGAGAUGGAAAAUGGUUUUUGACUGGCAUUGUUAGCUGGGGUUAUGGAUGUGGAAGACCAAAUUUCCCUGGUGUCUACACAAGAGUGUCAAAUUUUGCACCAUGGAUUCACAAAUAUGUGCCUUCAGUCUUGUAACUUGAAAACUGUUUUGCUGGAAUAAAACAUGUCAUAGAUAUCUUCAUUAAAAAUCAUAU